Messenger RNA from Daphnia magna, 1605 nucleotides. RefSeq lists its product as uncharacterized. Bases 326 to 1477 code for a protein of 383 amino acids. Lineage: Eukaryota; Metazoa; Arthropoda; Branchiopoda; Diplostraca; Daphniidae. The transcript is spliced from 2 exons. The record is from RefSeq and is a predicted model, not a curated record. Gene Ontology annotation, molecular function: ATPase activator activity. Gene Ontology annotation, biological process: membrane organization. Gene Ontology annotation, cellular component: membrane.
CAGAAUACUUGUGGAGCUACAUGGUCUCGAUUAUAUCGGUUGCAUCUAGCUACACUUCAGUUGACGUUAAAGAAAUAGUAAUUAACAGCAUUCAGUCACUACCAUCAAAAUUUCAUUAUUUUCAUUCGACCGAGCAGUGUCUUUUGCUACAAACUCUUUGGUAAUCCAUUACAACAGGGAUGGCCUAUAACUAGUUGUUUCCUUUAAAAUGGAAGUCAAUCCUGCGCAAGAUUCAGAAAUAACAUCAGAUAGUUCAAAACAGUCCUCUGAUUAGGAUGCGAUUAGUGGCCAGUCAGAUUCCACAGACGAAAUAAACCAGAUAUUUAUGGCAAAAUUAAAAUUAAAUGAGCCUUCUUUAGUUCCAGUUGAUUCAAAUUCAAAUGGAAACAAUUCUCCUGCGCCAAACGACUCAUCUCCGCCACAAAACAACGCUUCAUCCAUAAAUGCUGUAACACUCUCUGCGACGAUUGAGAGUCAAGGCAAACAAACGACGAAUGUAGGACAAGAAGAAGGGCGACAGAAACAAAAAACAGUUAAACAAUCAAAGCCGGCUAAUUCAAAUCCGAUUACACAUGAUAAUUCAAAAUCCACAAGUGAAGAGGUCCCAUUUCCAGGUAACAAGCAAAAAACUGUAACCCCUGUUAUCCUGAUGGAACAGAAAGCUCAAUCCAAAUCACAAAAAUAUCAGCCACGGUUGAACUGUACUAACUCACUAGUAUCUUUAACUAUUGUCACAUUACUAGCAAUAUGUUUAGGUUUUAUUAAAGUUGAUUUCCUGCUUCCUUCCUUCGAUGGUUGGAAUAACAAGAUAUCAACUUCAUCGAAUACUUUCAGUCAUCAAGCAAUGGAAUUAAUUGAUGAAAUGCAAAAAACGUUUCCAUUUCAAAAAAAAGGAACGUGGAUAAGUUUUCUCUCAGCACUCAAUAGUGUUACAGAAGAGGAACCAUCUCAACCAGCAGUCCUUCUUUUUGUUAGCGGAAACGCUGCAAUGCGUACUAUGCAGAAUAUCGCUCAAACUUUGGCUAUCAACACCAACAAGCUAUUACACACGACCAACUCCGCCAAGGCCAACUUCCAAGGAGUAACAGUUAAAGUUGAUGAAAUUGCCGAUCUUCUGCGACAGGACGACACUAUCAAACAAGAACUAGAUGAACAAAUCCAUUCUAUCCUUAGCCAGUCUUUUUCAGUUAUUCUUGGACCUUUAGAGAAGAUCCCACCACAAGCAGCCUUACUUUUGCACGGGUACUGCGACAAUUUCAUGGCUCCUUUCAAGAAAAGUGUAAUCAUUUUGACUGCAACGUUUGAUUAUGAAAUACCGCGCAAUUCAAAAGAGGUAGAACAGAAACUUCACAGCCUAUGGGAUCCCACAUUAGGCAUAGACAAAUCCGCUUCUAUUGUAUCACGGGUGGCGAAUAACGUGGUUUUCAUCGAACCAGAAACCGACUCCACACCACGUAAUGAAAUUGGACGUGCCUAAUCAUUGGAAAAUAAUUUUGACACAAUGAAAAAUGUUGUUCCUGAAUAAUGCCGUGAUAUGAUCGAUAACCAAAUAUUGUAAAGGACAAAAAAAUAUUAAAUAUAUCAAAAUAAUUUUAAAAAAUUAAA